Saccoglossus kowalevskii is the source of this 854-nucleotide messenger RNA. Its product is annotated as carbohydrate sulfotransferase 14-like. Gene Ontology annotation, cellular component: membrane. Lineage: Eukaryota; Metazoa; Hemichordata; Enteropneusta; Harrimaniidae. Gene Ontology annotation, biological process: carbohydrate biosynthetic process. Gene Ontology annotation, molecular function: sulfotransferase activity. The record is from RefSeq and is a predicted model, not a curated record.
UGCCAAUAAAACAUGACGUCCAACCGCCUAAUGAAUGGCAAUAUCAGAAUAAAUCUCAGCCAUCCCAUGAAUACAUCAGGACUGAUGUAUACAAUCCUAUUGCAGCAAGCAAUGAACGAAUUCGAAUAGCCAAAUACGCAUGUAAACGUUUGAAUAGUAGUCGACAUCGUAUGGUAGCAAAGCAAUUUUUUAUUUCUCAAAAAUAUCACUUUAUGUUCAAUAAUAUUCCUAAAGUGGCAUCCACAACAUGGAGGGAACUUCUAUCCUACGCAGACGAGGACUGUCGUAAAAACAAACCAGCCCCACCUGCAGCUGAUAUCAACGACUACACAAAAGUAGUUUUCUUCCGGGAACCUUUAGUACGCCUUGUGUCAUGUUACUUCAGUAAGUUCCAUAUAUCGUCUAGUUUUUCUCCUAUUUAUGAAAAAGAAUUUCGCUAUUACAUCUUGAAAAUUAGAGCCGCUGGAAUAAAUCUACUGCGCAUGCCUGGGCAUCCGUGGAAAAGAUUGAACGUGACAUUUAGUGAGUUUGUACAAUUUGUGAUCAAGUAUGGUAAUCGAAAAUUAAGAUACUCAAAACAUUGGAAGCCCCAGUAUACUAUAUCCGACGUGUGUUCAAUCGAUUAUGAUUUUAUUGGUCAUUUUGAAGAACUGGCUUACGAUGGUCCUUUUGCUCUUCAGAAGCUUGGUAUUGCCAACGUGGUAGAGUUCCCAAUUGUACAUUCAACGUUAGGUGAUGGUAUAUAUGUUGACACUAUGUUGUCAUUAUCAUGGGAGUUGAUAAAGAAAGUAGUCGAAUUUUACUGGCAGGAUUAUGAAAUACUUGGAUACAAUAUUCCUAGUUUCGAGGUUUAA